Solanum verrucosum is the source of this 2324-nucleotide messenger RNA. Its product is annotated as potassium transporter 5-like. Lineage: Eukaryota; Viridiplantae; Streptophyta; Magnoliopsida; Solanales; Solanaceae. Gene Ontology annotation, molecular function: potassium ion transmembrane transporter activity. The record is from RefSeq and is a predicted model, not a curated record. Gene Ontology annotation, biological process: potassium ion transmembrane transport. Bases 1 to 2280 code for a protein of 759 amino acids. The transcript is spliced from 8 exons. Gene Ontology annotation, cellular component: membrane.
AUGUCCAGCAAUGAACAAAACCAAGAAGUUCCAGAACAUCAACUCAAUGGAAAGAAACUUUCUGGCAACUCGUUGAAACGAUAUGACUCCUUAGACUUGGAAUCUAGCAAGGUCCCCGGAGCCAAAAAGGCAUUAGAAUGGACAGUGAUAUUGAAAUUGGCGUUUCAAAGCAUAGGAGUGGUGUAUGGAGAUAUUGGAACGUCACCAUUGUAUGUGUUUUCAUCUAUUUUUCCAAAUGGUGUAACAUACGACGAAGAUAUACUUGGUGCAUUGUCUCUUAUAUUUUACACUAUCACCUUGAUUCCUCUCAUCAAAUACGUCUUCAUUGUUCUUCGAGCUAAUGACAACGGAGAUGGAGGUACAUUUGCUUUAUAUUCAUUGAUAUGUAGAUAUUCAAAAGUGGGAUUAAUUCCGAGUCAACAACCAGAAGACAAAGAUGUGUCGACUUUUAAACUUGAUUUACCAGAUAGACGUACUCGUCGAGCUUCAAAGCUUAAGUCAAAUCUAGAAAGCAGCAAUUUUGCCAAGUUUGUUCUGCUAAUUGCUACAAUGCUUGGUACUUCCAUGGUUAUUGGGGAUGGUAUCCUCACUCCCUGCAUUUCAGUUUUGUCUGCUGUUGGAGGACUCAAAGAAGCAGCUCCAUCGCAGCUGACUGAAGGAAGACUUGUUUGGAUUGCAGUAGCCAUAUUAUUAUUGUUGUUUAUGUUUCAAAGAUUUGGAACUGAAAAAGUGGGCAACACUUUCGCGCCUAUACUUUGUUUGUGGUUCAUUUUCAUUGCUGGUAUUGGCCUUUACAACUUUGCCAAAUACGAUCCAACUGUAAUCAGAGCUCUUAAUCCUAAAUACAUUAUAGAUUACUUCAAGAGAAACAAAAAGAAUGCUUGGAUUUCACUUGGUGGGGUUGUUAUGUGCAUAACAGGAGGAGAAGCACUAUUUGCAGAUGUUGGUCAUUUUAGUGUUCGAUCUAUACAGAUAAGUAUGUGUUGUGUGACAUACCCCGCGCUCAUAUUGGCAUAUCUUGGUCAGGCCGCCUUUUUAAGAAAGAACAUUGAUGAUGUUUCUGAUACUUUCUACAAGUCCAUACCUAAUGGUUUAUAUUGGCCAGUAUUUGCAGUGGCAGUGUUAGCAGCCAUCAUUGCAAGUCAAGCCUUGAUUUCUGGAACUUUCGCUAUAAUCCAGCAAUCCCUGGCGUUAGGAUGCUUUCCUCAUGUUAAAAUCGUGCACACGUCUACAAAGUAUCAUGGACAAAUCUACAUUCCUGAAGUCAAUAACCUUCUCAUGUUAGCUUGUGUCAUUGUCACGCUUGCAUUCAGGACUACUGAAAAGCUAAGCAAUGCAUAUGGAAUAGCGGUGGUGUUUGUGAUGACUCUAACAUCGGGCUUCCUCGUGCUAGUUAUGAUCAUGAUUUGGAAAACUCACAUUCUUUUCGUAAUCAUGUAUGUUCUAAUCAUUGGCUCGAUUGAGCUCAUCUACCUAAGCUCGGUUCUUUACAAGUUCACUCAAGGCGGUUACCUUCCACUAGCUUUCGCUAUGUUCCUAAUGUUCAUCAUGUACGUAUGGAACUAUGUGUAUCGAAAGAAGUAUCAUUUCGAGCUAGAACACAAGAUCUCUCCCUUAAAAGUUAAAGAAACAGUGGAUGAAACAAAUUCCCAUCGUCUACCCGGACUUGCAAUUUUCUAUUCUGAACUUGUCCAUGGAAUUCCACCAAUCUUCAAACAUUACGUGGAGAAUGUGCCCGCGUUACACUCUGUUCUCGUGUUUGUUUCAGUUAAAUCACUUCCUAUAAGCAAAGUACCCGUAGAAGAAAGAUUCCUCUUCCGGAGGGUGAAGCCUAGUGAUCUCUAUGUGUUUCGAUGUGCAGUGAGAUACGGAUAUAAUGAUGUGCGCAAUGAGGAAGAGCCUUUCGAGAGAUUAUUAGUGGAGAGGCUGAAGGAAUUUAUACGAGACGAUUCCAUUCUUUCGAUGAAUGCAGCAAAGAGUAACAGAGUAUCAACAGAACAGAGUAUCAAUGUGGAAUUGGAGAGUGAUUGUGAAAUACAAGAGGUCGCGACGUGUUCAAUGGAGAGAGAUAUACAAGUGGUGGAGAGAGCUUAUAGUGUUGGGGUUGUUCAUUUAGUUGGAGAACAAGAUGUGAUUGCAAGCAAAGGAUCAAAUAUUGUGAAGAGAGUGGUAAUCGAUUAUGCUUUUAAUUUCUUGAAGAGAAAUUUGAGGCAAAGUAGCAAAAUUUUCGACAUACCUCAUAAACGUAUGUUGAAAGUAGGAAUGAUAUAUGAGAUUUAGCAAGUUAGUAGUAGUGUUUAGUUCAAAAUUUUAGUUGAAUUAAG